GUCGCGGGAGGACCGUUCUCACACAGCGUCAUCAUAACAACAACAACAGGCUGACACCCAGAGCACUUUCACUCUCUCACAGACACAGAUGCACUGAUAGCAAGCGCUCCGCAGCGGUUUCUGCUCACAGAGGAGCGUUUUAGAAAGAGGUCAUGUGGAUGUAAGCGCGUUUGUGAAUGUUUAAUCCCAUUUUCUAUUUAAGGAGAGGAAACGGCUUGAGCUGAAAGGAGGUCUGUAGCUGCUUUUCAGAUGCUGGACUAUUAUGGUCCAGCUUGAGAACACCAAGUGCAGUUUUCUCUUCUGCCUUGGAGUCUGCAUCCUAAUAUGUUCUGCCAUCUACCUGAAAGCCAAGAUACCAAACACCCCAGUUCCUUCAACUGAAUUGAGCAGACAAACCACGCCAGCUCCCAAAAGCUGUGACAUUCUUCCACAUGCAACUCCCGGGUUUACAUGGCAGCGAAAAGACUGUAAGAAAAUCAGCUAUGAGACCAAACAGGACGCAAACUGCACCCUUUUGCAGUCAGAUCUGCACUUUAUCAUGGCGCCACUGAGCAAAGAAGAAGACGACUUCCCUUUGGCUUUCAUAAUCACCAUCCACAAAGAGCUGGAAACAUUUGUGCGGCUACUGAGAGCCAUUUAUGCGCCACAGAAUGUGUACUGCAUCCACAUAGACGCUAAAGCACCGGAAGAAUACAAGACGAGCGUCCGAAACCUAGCUGGGUGCUUCCCAAAUGUCUUUGUGGCAUCCAUUAACGAAAAAGUGACUUACGCUGGCUUCUCCCGUCUGCAGGCUGAUAUCAACUGCAUGAAUGACUUGGUUAAGUCUCCAACAAAAUGGAAAAGAGUUAUAAAUCUGUGCGGCCAGGACUUCCCAAUCCAGACCAACCUGGAACUGGUCCGGUACAUGCAAGGAGCCGAAUGGAAAGACAGGAACAUGACGCCGGGAAUCAAGCAGCCACCCACUAUGAAGCACAGGACUGAGUUUCAGUACGAGGAGGUAAAAGGCACCCAUGUUGCACCAAAAGGCAAGGGUCAAAAGAAGGGACCGCCUCCUCACAACCUGACAAUGUACUUCGGGACUGCCUAUUACUCCUUAACAAGACCGUUUGUGGAGUUUGUCCUCAACGACAAGGUGCCUAAAGACUUGCUGGAGUGGUCUAGAGACACCUUCAGCCCUGAUGAGCAUUACUGGGUGACGCUGAACCACAUGAAAGAAGCACCUGGCAGUUACGUAGAAGGCGAAUGGGAAGGUAACGUCCGUGCAAUCAAAUGGAGGGACCAAGAAGGUACAGCACACCAGGGCUGUAAAGGACAAUACAUCAGGGAUAUCUGCGUUUACGGGAUUGGUGACUUACCAUGGCUUAUUGAAAGAGAGAGCAUGUUUGCGAAUAAAUUUGAGACCGCAAACUUCCCAGAAGCCCUAGAUUGUCUAGAACUGUGGCACCGACAUAAAAUUCUCAAGCAGGCUACGGUUCCCGUUCAACCAUCAUGGCGUCUCACCACAGAGGUUGAAGUCAUCAACAGCACACUCAUUUUAAAACCAGGGGACUGUUUUUGAGCAAACACCAACAAAAACCUAACUGGAACAUUUUCUGCUUUACGGUGCAAAUGCGGUCACUGUGGUCAAUGUGCGUCAAUAUGCACGCCCCAUGGCAAUGCAGCUCGUGAUGUGUAUACAUGUUGAAAACGUGAACAAUGAUUGUUAUGUGAGUGAUGAGUAAUAUAACUGUUGUGCUGUUAAAAGUAAUAGUCAUUUAUAUUUAUUUUUAUUUAUUAACUGUUGCAUAAUGCACUGUUUAAAGUGGAUAAAUAAUAAAGAAAGGCAUAAAAAUCCGAGGCGAAAUCCAACAAACACUUAUUACAAUCAAAGGACAUUAUACUGUGAUAUAUACCGUAAUUGAGUAAAAAGUUUGAAAAUACUGUAAUUUUUGACUUACAAAGCCAAUAAUUAGUCAAGAGAUUAGUGAGCAUCAUUACGGCAUGCUACUGUAAUACUUUCAUACUGUAAGGCGCAUUUUACUAAUUAUGUACACAUUAACAUCUGCUCAAGUCAAUUUGGUUUUCAACAUGGAUUUCAGCAUUGUUUAUAUUGUUCAAUUUUUGUGCUUCAUUUUUUGUUACAUUUUUUUGAUUAAAUUGAUAAAAACCCAGCAGAACACAUAAAGCACUUUUGCUUCCACUGUGGUUUUAAUAAAUGUGAGUGAGUCUUUAGCAACUUGGAUAAAUAAAAUAUUGUCUUUUUUUUGGGUGGGGACGCUGACAAAAUAACUUAAUAUAGACAUUAACACUUAAAUCACGACCACUAAUAGACAUUUAGUCAAACAUAUCACCACAAAUUGGUACUACAGGUGAUGAUAUAUACUGCCAUGUGUCAUUCAUUUACAAUACAGACAUAAAUUAUGUCUCAAUUCAUGUUUUUUGAGGAGAGAUGUGCUGAUACUUUAUUAAACAUUCUGACUUUAUGAUCAUUUUCACCUGGUGGAUAGAAAGCAGGUGGGCAAGUACGACUCACAAGUCUCCUAAGAUAUCUGUAUUUGCUUAGAUGCUUUUACAUAAAUUAAAAAGCUUAACCCCUUAACUGUCACUCAAAUUUUUGAACAUUGACUUUGUAGUGCACGAUUCAAACUUAAAUAUUUAUAAUUCAUGAAUGAAAAUAUUUUGUAACAUGAUAUUGAUGUACCAUUUACAUGGAAAUGCAAUGUCUGAUUUUAAAAUGGGUUUUAAAAGAUGAAUUUUGAGAUUUUAAGUUUUCAGUCGAUAUAUAACUUCUGAUGAUUUCUAAAAUGUGAUAGAGAAAAAGGCAACAAAGAAGUCUCUUUUUUUAAACAAAGGUCAAAACUCCAGUUAUAAUUUAGAUUUUUGAGGGUGCACUCUUGUCAUAAAUUAAUCAAUUACUUUUCCUACAUAAUUUUAAGCAAAAAAACCCGGGGAAAAAUAUAUAUUUGGGAGUCUUAGACCUUUCCAACGAUAUAUAGUUUGUCAAGAUUAGAUUAGAUUUAAUUGUAAUAUAGUGAAGUAAAUGUAGGCGUCCCGCAGAGUGGACGGGUGACAGUUAACAGGUUAAUGUAUGAAAUCAGAAAUAAAAUAAAAUGAAAAUUUGGGUGAGAAGAAAAACAUGCCACUGAAGCAUAACUUUAUUUAUUUCAGCCCAUGGUCCUCAACUGCGUUCUGCUCUAAGUGAUACUACUACAACAACAAAAAAGGUUUAAGCCAUUCGAUCUGGUCAGCUUUCCCUGGAGACAGAAUGAAAAAUGCCUAUUCAAAACCUAGACACAUGUAACGCAAUACAUAACCACAGGUUAUGAUUAACAGCACCAGGAAUAGUUAAAAAUUUGCUUGGAAAUAAAAAACCCUCCGAGAUUUAUAUUCUAUAUUCAAAUAUAGCUGAAUGUUUGUCGAGGCACAGCAUGCUAUGCACCGAUCUGACAUGUUUAUGCCAGUUUGGAGAAGAGAUGGACAGCAGGAUGCAGUUUCCCUAUUUCCGCCAUAAUGCAUGGAUUAAUUGAGACAUAUGCCACAGAGAAACGGCAGCUAGCUGAGCCUGAAACCAAUUAGACCGAGGCAAGGGACUGGGAGGUCAAUGAUUCACUACUGAGAGGGAAAGACAAGACGCGGUCAUUAGCCACGGUCCAACUCCAUCCAAUCACAAACGUAAACACAGCAGAAAGAGCACACAUUACAAGAAACCUGACAAAUCACCUGGACACAGAAAAACACAAGCAGAACGGCUGGCUAUUGAUCUCAGAGCUUAUCUUCAUCUGUGAUGAUAACACAUUGUCCACAUCCGCAUUUGAAACUGUCAAACUAGAUAU
Carassius gibelio (silver crucian carp) is the source of this 3812-nucleotide messenger RNA. It is a transcript of the gene gcnt7, whose product is annotated as glucosaminyl (N-acetyl) transferase family member 7. The coding region runs from base 263 to 1558 and encodes 431 amino acids. The transcript is spliced from 4 exons. Gene Ontology annotation, cellular component: membrane. Lineage: Eukaryota; Metazoa; Chordata; Actinopteri; Cypriniformes; Cyprinidae. The record is from RefSeq and is a predicted model, not a curated record. Gene Ontology annotation, molecular function: acetylglucosaminyltransferase activity.